This is a messenger RNA of Pimephales promelas (fathead minnow), 1435 nucleotides long. NCBI's taxonomy places the organism in Eukaryota, Metazoa, Chordata, Actinopteri, Cypriniformes, Leuciscidae. The record is from RefSeq and is a predicted model, not a curated record.
CAGUUGUGUCUAGUAAACUCUUGUUAACGCUUUAACCAGCAUCUGUCUGCUCGGAGAAGAGGUUAAUCUUACCAAAAAUAGAUAUUGCACUUGGUUUAAGAAUAUCUCCGAUUAUGAAAUGCUUUUGCUAAGCAUCGGCGUGGCGCGUGGAAGUUGAUGGUGGGCUGCCUCUCAAAGUUCUCGUAAAGUUGUUCAAACAGGAGAAGAGAUAUAAUGGUUCUUCAACGGGACGAGCUUCAAUGAAAUAAUGAUUUCGUUCAUCAGCGGUCGGUGGUGGAGAUGGAAGUUCCAGAAUGCUCUUGCAGUUUUCCUGCUGCUGAACUGCCUUUUGACUACAGUAGCACAGAGCUGCCAGACUAGCGUCAGCUGCAAUGUGGUGCUCACCGACUCCCAGGGCUCUUUUACCUCCCCCUGCUACCCCAAUGACUACCCACCCAGUCAGGCCUGCAGGUGGACCAUACAGGCCCCGACCGGCUUUAUAGUGCAGAUCACCUUCCUAGAUUUCGAGCUUGAGGAAGCACAAGGCUGCAUCUAUGACCGCAUCAACAUCAACACUGGCACGAGUGAUACCAAAUUUUGCGGCUUAACGCCCAAUGGACUAACUCUCAACUCCAGUGGCAAUGUGAUGGAGGUUUCCUUUACCUCAGACUUUAGUGUCCAAAAGAAAGGCUUCCAUAUCAGUUACAAGCAAGUGGCAGUGUCACUGAGGAACCAGAAGGUCACAAUCCCAAAGAGCAGCAAGAAUACAGUGAGAGUGUCCAAUUCAGUCUCCAUCCCUGUUCUCACCGCCUUCACUGUGUGCUUUGAGAUCGCCCGCACUGCCCAGAAGAGCACAGAGACCAUCUUUACCUUGUCUAAUGCUCAAGGGACAUCCAUUUUGGCAUUUGAAAAAACAACCAGAGGCAUGGAGCUUUUCAUAGUCGGUACCUACUGUUCUGUAAACGACAAAAUCGCUAGCUCAGACAUCACAACCAGCAUGAAGCCCAUCUGCCUCACCUGGACCAGGUCCUCUGGCUUUGUGGCAGUGUACUUUGAAGGUCGAUAUCUACGAAACAUCUGCUCGACCUCCCUGGUUUACACCCUGCAGGGUGGGGGAAUCCUCCAGCUUGCUGGAAAAGGGUCAAGCUCUGUCGACGUGGAUGAUCAGAAUUUGGAUGGCUUUGUUUACAAUUUCCGAUUUUGGGAUUAUGCCAUGGGCCAAUCCGAGCUGUCUGCCCUCACCUGUGAUGUUGUAGGUAAUGUCGUUGAUUGGGAUCAUUCGUUCUGGACUAUCCCGGGCACUUACACACAGACUGACAGCACGCUCAGCUGCAUCUGUUUCCCAAAUUGCAUUCACUUAACAUCUUCAUCUAGUGGUACUGCCAUAGCAACUCUUUCCCCGGAAACCUCAGGUUGCGCCUCCCCUGGACUUGGCUGCCCAGUUUACCCUUUAUAA